This is a messenger RNA of Amoebophrya sp. A25, 203 nucleotides long. The record is from the annotation of a GenBank genome assembly. NCBI's taxonomy places the organism in Eukaryota, Dinophyceae, Syndiniales, Amoebophryaceae.
CUACUUCUUCUGCCAAAAAAGGUAAGGGCGUUAAGACGAGCAACGACAAGACUACGAGUAAGACAGCCAAAGGCUCUGCCUCCUCAUCAACAACGACGAAGAAGGACAACAACAGCAACAACGAAAGCCACAGUGCCAAAAAGGCUUCGCAGUCCAAGCCCAAGAGCAAGACCAACCCCGGCAAGGAAGCAAAUGGGCAGGCG